AUGAGUGCAUUACUAUCUGAGCAAGACUUGAACGAUUUCAUAAGUCCCGGUUUGGCGUGUGUGAAGCCCACUGAGGUAAAGAAAGUGAACGAAGAACAGACGACAGAAAUCGAGGUCGGCAAAGAAGCAAGCGAGCUGGAAAAAGUGUCCAUCAGUUUACAGGACUGUCUGGCAUGUGCAGGGUGUAUUACAUCUAGUGAAGAGAUCCUGCUGAGUAGGCAAAGCCACACGGUGUUUGUUGAAGCUUGGAAGAAUUUGCGCGAUGAGCGUCAACUUGCUGUGAGUAUAUCACCUCAAAGUAGGAUAUCUUUGGCCGACUACUAUGGUCUGACGUUGGAAACGCUUGAUUUGACACUUUUGAAUCUGUUCAAGGUGUAUUUUGGUUGCAGAUACUUUGUCGGUACCCAGAUGGGUCGGAAUCUAACAAUAAGUCGCAGUAAUCAAGAACUUAUCAGUCUAAAACAGCAAGGAGAACUAGCAAAGAAACCUAAACUGAGUGCUGUAUGUCCCGGAUUUGUGUUGUAUGCCGAAAAGACUAAGCCAGAAUUGGUACCAUACCUCUUAAACGUGAAAUCACCACAACAGAUUACAGGAUCGCUACUGAAAAUGUCCAGCAACGAAAAGCUGUACCACUUGAGUAUCAUGCCCUGUUUCGAUAAGAAAUUGGAAGCUUCGAGGCCCGACGGUGAAAAAGAAGUUGACUGUGUUAUAACACCGAGAGAGGUGGUCACCAUGUUGCAAGAACUUCAGAUUGAUAUAAACCAGUACAAAUCAGAGGACCAAGCCCUUCGCAAAGCACUAUCUCCGUUAGGAUGGGACCCAAUCCUACACUGGUCCUCGAAUGAAGGGAGCAGUUCAGGCGGUUUCGCCUAUCAGUAUAUCCUCGAGAUGUAUCACUUAUAUCCAGAGUCUGCUUUACAGGUAUUAGAGGGCAAGAACAGCGACUUAAGAGAGUAUAGGCUUACAGAUUUGGCAAAUGGACAAACGAUAGCAUCUGCUACCGAGCUCUAUGGGUUUAGAAACAUUCAGAAUAUGGUCCGCAAGCUCACUCAGAGGUCUAUCAGACCGCGCAACCCUAGACUUCUCAAGAACAGGCAGGCAACUUCGUCCGCAUCCACCAAACCCGCCAUCGCAGACCCAACCAACACAGAUUUCAUUGAAGUUAUGGCCUGUCCUGGAGGUUGUAUCAACGGUGGAGGUCUACUGAGCAAGGAUUCCGCAUCAAACAGCACAAGCAACGCAGUCAGAAAAAAAGCCAUAAUUGACCAUCUCAAUGCUCGCUACACACAAGAAAUGGUCAACAUAGAUGCCAGAACCAUGGGUCAAGAAAUCGACCAUCGUUCCACAUCUCAUACACUCUCUUAUCACUACGAAUUCCACCCCAUCGAUGCUCAACCCAGCGACGUCGUCUCAUUGGGCAAUACCUGGUAA
Messenger RNA from Torulaspora delbrueckii, 1431 nucleotides. It is a transcript of the gene NAR1, whose product is annotated as iron-sulfur cluster assembly protein NAR1. Gene Ontology annotation, molecular function: 4 iron, 4 sulfur cluster binding. The record is from RefSeq and is a predicted model, not a curated record. Gene Ontology annotation, cellular component: cytosolic [4Fe-4S] assembly targeting complex. NCBI's taxonomy places the organism in Eukaryota, Fungi, Ascomycota, Saccharomycetes, Saccharomycetales, Saccharomycetaceae. The transcript has a single exon. Bases 1 to 1431 code for a protein of 476 amino acids. Gene Ontology annotation, biological process: iron-sulfur cluster assembly.